AUGUCAAGGAAAUUUGAUUUUAAAGCAUUUGUUGAUCUUUCUGUAUUAGUGGGCACAGGUGUAUCGUUAUGGUAUCUUCUACGGCAAUUACGUAAUGAUGUUCAAGGAGGUCCUAUUGGGAGAUCGAAAGAAUCUAAAGAGAAAGAAAUUACUCAGUGGACCAAACUAACAGAGAGAAAUGCAGAACUUAUAGAUAUGGAGUUAAAUGCCUACGAACAAGCUAUCUUACCAUCUGUAGUCAUGCCGCAGGAUAUUGAUGUAUCGUUCAAUGAUGUUGGUGGGUUAGAGACAAUUAUUACAGAUUUGCAUGAAAGUGUGAUAUUCCCAUUAACAAUGCCAGAAGUUUAUACAAAUUCACCUUUAUUAAAAGCACCAAGUGGUGUCUUAUUAUACGGACCUCCAGGUUGUGGUAAGACUAUGUUAGCGAAGGCCUUAGCACAUGAAAGUGGUGCAAAUUUUAUAUCGAUUAGAAUGUCCACCAUUAUGGAUAAAUGGUAUGGUGAAUCCAAUAAGAUUGUUGAGGCUAUUUUUACUUUAGGAAAUAAGAUUCAGCCAUGUAUUAUAUUUAUCGAUGAGAUUGAUUCAUUCUUAAGAGAAAGAAGUCAAAGUGAUCAUGAAGUGACAGCCACGGUGAAGGCUGAAUUUAUGACUUUAUGGGAUGGACUGUUAGGGAACGGACGUGUAAUGAUUAUUGGGGCCACCAAUCGUUUAAAUGACAUAGAUAGCGCAUUCUUGAGAAGAAUGCCAAAACGAUUUGUAGUUUCACUACCUAACCUAGAACAAAGAAAGAAAAUUUUACAGGUACUAUUAAAGGAUACAGAGGUUGAUAGUGAAAAUUUCAGUAUUGAUGCAAUUGCAACGAAUGCAAAGGGUUUAUCAGGAUCUGAUCUGAAGGAAUUAUGUAGAGAAGCAGUAUUAAAUGCUGCCAAGGAAUAUAUAAGGAAAAAGAGAGAAUUAAUUGCAAGUGGGGGAAUUUCAGAUCAAGAUGAAUCAGAGGAAAAUAAAGUAGUGAUAAGGCCGUUGAGAUCAACUGAUUUUUCAGUCAUUAAGAAGGAUGCACGUAUGGAAGUUGGUUCACAUGGACUUGACUAA
Maudiozyma saulgeensis is the source of this 1092-nucleotide messenger RNA. NCBI's taxonomy places the organism in Eukaryota, Fungi, Ascomycota, Saccharomycetes, Saccharomycetales, Saccharomycetaceae. The record is from the annotation of a GenBank genome assembly.